CGCACACAGGAAUAACGGCCUGGCGCAGCUCGCUGGUGGCUGUGCGUGAAUGAGGAUAAACCAUGAAAUAAUGGUUAAUUGUGGCCACUUCAGCUGGACUUUGAAUGCUGCCGUCCACGCCGACGUACAAGGUCUGUGAUUUGACUUUAGAUUCCGACUCGCCGUGAAGUGUCGCCGCUGCGCGCUAAGCUUUCAUUUGAGGAAUGCAGCGGCCACCGAGCUUCACUUCUCCUUAAGCUCACUCGAUGGACAUAAACUCCGUUUUUGACGACGAAGCAGUGUCGUGCAUUUCAAACUGACGUUUUUUUAUAAAGAGUCAUGGCGAACGAGUUUGUGAAGACGUUUGUCCAGACGUGUAAUUAUCUCCAAGACCCGCGUCAUGUAGCGAGGUUUCAAUACGUCUGUGGCGUUAAAGGAACAUUUCCGGUUAAGCCGAGCAAACCGGAAGGUGGGGACUCGGAGACGAACUGCCCCGGUCUGCGGAAGAGGGUCCACCAUGGAGGACCGAGCCCGGACGCGAGUGUUGACAAUGGGGCCGCCGGGGAUGCGACCGCGCCGCAGGCUAACGGGAUGCAGGGUGACGUUACCGUCGGGCCGGACACCACCAGAGCGAAACCCCUGCGGAGAAACUCCCUGACCGGAGAUGUGGGUCAGGAGUUCCUGAUCCAAAACAAGUUCCUGUUCUACCUGUUCACGUUUGGGACUGAGCUGGGCAACGAGAUGUUCUUCAUCGUCUUCUUCCCCUUCCUCUUCUGGAACAUCGACGCCCUGGUCAGCCGGAGGCUCAUCGUGGUCUGGGCCUGGAACCUGUUCGUGGGACAGUCCACCAAGGACAUGGUCCGCUGGUCCCGGCCGGCCUCUCCUCCCGUCGUGAAGGUGGAGGUCUUCUACAACUCCGAGUACAGCAUGCCGUCCACGCACGCGAUGACGGGGACCGCCAUCCCCUUCUGUCUCUUCAUGCUGACCUAUGGACGGUGGCAGUAUCCGUUCCUCUUUGGCUUUUGUGUGGCUCUCAGCUGGAGUGUCCUGGUGUGUGUGAGCAGAGUCUACAUGGGGAUGCAUUCUAUUCUGGAGGUAAUAACAGGCUUCCUCUUCAGUCUUCUUAUUCUGGCCUUUUUCCAGCCAAUUUUGGAACAGAUCGACAACUUCUACAUGACGAACCACUUUGCUCCUCUUGUGAUUAUCGUGUCUCAUGUGAGUCUCGGACUUGUGGCUUUCUCUCUGGAUUCCUGGAGCACCUCUCGGGGUGACACGGCUCAGGCUCUGGGCACCGGGGUCGGAGCGGCCAUCGCCACCCACGUGAACUAUCAGCUGGGGCUGCUGCUGGAUCCACCACUGUCCUCACUUCCUCUAACUUUCCCCUCAAUCAGCACUCGUUUGGUGGCUCUCGCUCUGCUGCGCUUCCUCAUUGGAGUCGGCGUUAUCCUGGUCACGAGAAUGGUCAUGAAAGCAGUGACUAUUCCGUUCCUAUGCCGACUGUUUGGGCUGCCCGCAGAUGACGUGAGACAAGCGAGGCAGCACAUGAAAGUAGAGCUGCCGUACCGUUACAUCGUCUACAGUGUCGUUGGUUUUAGUUGUGUCUGUGUGGGGCCUCUCAUCUUUAGGAUCUUAAACCUUGCCUGAGUGCAAGCUGUCAUUUCCUGCUGACAUGGUCACCUCGUGGUGAAGGCAAAGAGCACUUGGAAACAUGCUGCUGGUUUCGACACAAGAAAAGGUUCUGUUUCUGCACGACAGAAACUGUUUUAAAGUAUACAUGGUGUGAUCCUUUGUUGUUGUUCUUGUAUUUCUCUGUGCCAAUGAGCCACACUGUUGCUCAGGGUGACAUAUUUCUUCAUUAUGUUGAGCAUCGGCACUGUAUUUUAUACCAAGCUGGUCCCACACACACUCCAUUCUCACACUGUGAAUGCACCAACGGUGUAUAAAUUCAUGGCUGAAAAUCGUCCACAACAAAUAGAAGUAAUUACGUCUGACUAUCAAAACCAAUUUUAAAAUAUUUUCCUUUUCAUUAGGGAUCAGUGUGCUUUGGGGACCAGCGCCACAGACUAUAGGAAGUAGGAAAGUAUUGAUGCACCAAAGCAUUGUUUGUUUUCAGCCUUUUUCAUGGGAUUUGUUGACCAUAACAAGAGAGAACAUCACCAGCCUUAUCCUUUAAGAUCCACCUGUGGUUGACACAUGUAAGGGUUGACUGGAACUUUGCAUAUAAUGAAGUUAUCAAAUAUACUGUCAUGAUGCUUGCAUUCAAUAAUGAGGUAAUUGGAGACCAAACCAUCAGUAAUGUGUGAAGUCACUUCACUUCAGUUGUUGCCGUUGCGUCGGGGUAGUUACACAAGCACUAUUUAAAUACUGGAGAAACCGGUCUGUUUCCUAAAGAUUGUUUCUGUAUUAACAUAACAUAGGCAUGAUCUAUUACCACUUUCUUUUUACAUUUGUUGUGCUCGUUUCAAAAAAUUGUGGGUCAAGUGUCAGUAAGUGCUCUGAAUAAUUGUUUGAAAGCUUAAAAUGAAUAUUAAAUAUUUUUGAUAAAGUAUUUUGCCAUCUUUCCUAACUUUAGCUGAAUUGUUGCUGUAGAACAAAAAUCUAAAUAUAUAUUAUUCACACUUGAUUUAAUGAAUCUUAUUUAGUCGGCUUUUCAGCUUUAAUUGAUUAUUUUCUUUUGUAAUGUCACAAUAAUGAUUUGCUUUAAUAUUUAUGUCAGAAUUGUAUUGCCUGAUAAUUUAUACUCAGUACUCAUCAAUAUGUAAAGGUCUAUUAUAACAUUCAUUCCCACAUCUGUUUUCUGUUAUGCAAGGAUUGUAUCCGUUUGGAAAACAAAUAUGGAAACGAGAAUAAAAUCUUCCAAACAAACGACA
Pseudoliparis swirei is the source of this 2849-nucleotide messenger RNA. Its product is annotated as sphingosine-1-phosphate phosphatase 1-like. The record is from RefSeq and is a predicted model, not a curated record. Gene Ontology annotation, cellular component: endoplasmic reticulum membrane. Bases 319 to 1623 code for a protein of 434 amino acids. NCBI's taxonomy places the organism in Eukaryota, Metazoa, Chordata, Actinopteri, Perciformes, Liparidae. Gene Ontology annotation, biological process: sphingosine metabolic process; phospholipid dephosphorylation. Gene Ontology annotation, molecular function: sphingosine-1-phosphate phosphatase activity. The transcript is spliced from 3 exons.